This is a messenger RNA of Oryza brachyantha (malo sina), 2081 nucleotides long. RefSeq lists its product as uncharacterized. The coding region runs from base 345 to 1631 and encodes 428 amino acids. The record is from RefSeq and is a predicted model, not a curated record. Lineage: Eukaryota; Viridiplantae; Streptophyta; Magnoliopsida; Poales; Poaceae. The transcript has 5 exons. Gene Ontology annotation, molecular function: metal ion binding.
CCCCUCCCCCCGAGCUGACUCCCGAACCCUAGGUCGCCCACCCAUCGGCGCGCGCGGCGCCGAGGUAGGCGAGGGGCGCGCUCUCUCUCUCUCUCUCUCUCUCGCUGGCGGCGGCGGCGGCGUCUUGCCAGAUCCGGACCACCCCGUGCCGCCCGGUGGGAGGUGGCGCGAUUCGGCUGCGGGCAGCGGCGGCUCCUCCUCCUCCUCCUCUGAUCGGUGGUGCUCCGGGUGGGUGGCUCGAGGAAGUAUGAGUGUGUUAUGAUUUGCUCAAGAAUUUGCUUCACGCUGAUAAACUCUUAGCAUUUGGAUGAUCAACGCAUAUUGAAUUAUCUUUCUCAAUAAAUAUGGGAGCUAAUUGCUGUAUAGCUGCAAAAGAGAGCCCUCAGCCAUGUGUUACUCCAAUUGAAGUGUCAGCAUUCAGGAACGUAAGACACUCUCCAUCAUGGAGCUUCCGGUGGGACAACCGCACACACAUAGAAGACAUAAUGGAAAUUCCUGCCUUGUUUUCCAACCAUAGUAGUGGAAGCAUUCGGCCUGAAACAAAGAGUGGUUCAAUUGCACCAACUGAUGGCUUCUCUAAUGGAGGUAGCCCUUCUGAUAUGUUUAACAAGCUCAAGUGCCAUAAGUCUGACAGGAAGAGGGAGUCAUCCAGGAUUGCGAGGUCUGAUCUCCGAGCAGGCAGAUCCACAACAAGCAAUUCUUCCCCUGAGGCAAAGCUUUCCAGAAAAUCACUAGACAUGGCAAGUGUGGCUUCAGAUUCAAAGAUGUCAAUCUCUGUUCCUUCAACACCACCCGCAAUAUCUGGAGCAGAUCCUUCAUCAUCCUCCAGGGGCCAUUGUCUACCAACAGACCCAGAUUCAAUGAGGAAAGCACGUCGAUCACCAGGGUAUCAACUGUAUAGACAGGUCUCUGACAGCAAGAUUCCAUCUCUCAGGUCUCUCAAUGAGAGUGGCUCUCCUGACGGAAGGCCAUCUUCCUCCAUGCUCUCAGUCUGCAGCAACGAUUUAUCUGCAGCAGGAUCGCAUGGCGAGUCAUCUGAUGGUUGGUCAAUGCGAACAUUUUCUGAAAUGGUUGCUUCAUCUCAGAGAGAGAGAUGGUCAGUUGAUAGCGAGCUCUUAGGUUCCGUUUCCAGUAAAAUGACAAGAUCAAAUGCUUCUAAUCCUACGCCACCUGAUCAAGAGGUGUGCAAACUAUGCUUAAAGCUAUUAAAGGAACGGUCCACAUGGAAUGCUCAGGAACUGGCCGUUGUCGCUGUUUUAUUGUGUGGCCAUGUUUACCAUGCUGACUGUUUGGAUAGCUUAACUGCAGAAGCUGACAAAUAUGAUCCUCCUUGUCCUGUAUGCACCCAUGGUGAGAAAUGUACAGUGAAGCUAUUUGGGAAGUUGGAAUCAAAGACAAAGAACAAGAUACCUAAAAAUGUGAUAGUUGAUGUUAAUCUAGAUGGGAGUUCCAAGCACCAGAAGGAAAGUAGGAGAGAGCCCAGAUUAGGCACAAGCUCUAGCUUGAAGGGCUCAUUAAGUCGCCCAUUUUUGAGAAGGCAUUUCUCAAUCGGCUCUCGACCAUCCCGGUCAAUUUCAGAGAGCGAGUCAGCCAGAAAGAAGGGUUUCUGGGCAAGGCACUGGAGGGAAUAGCAUAGUUACCACCAGUCAUUGAGAAAUGCCCUUGGAGAGGAGUUGAACUCCCAAGCGAGCAAAGCAUGCGGGAGCUGAAGUCAAGCCAGAUGGGUGCAAAUGAUAUUUGGCCGUUGAACGACCUCCGCAUUGAAGGUUUCGCCUGGCCAUUAUCAUAUUCGGCCGCAAGCACUUGGCGUGCUGGAACGGGUCUCAAUAGUAGAAUAACAGUUGAUAUAUACUUGUGCCACUGAGGUUUAUUUCAGAGCCCAGUCGCAGUUUAGUAGCGAGUAAUCUAACAGAAAAAAAAAAGGGGGUGAUGAUGGCCUUCAGAGUUGAGACCGAAGGUCCAUUGCUGGAUCCCAAGGUUGUAAGAUCCAGCAUCCCAACAGUCUAGAUUAUUACUAUGUUUCGCGGUUUUGUAUUAUUGGUUUAUGUGCACCCAUUAUUGUAUGGUCGCAAAUUCAUAUA